Messenger RNA from Pogoniulus pusillus (Red-fronted tinkerbird), 3054 nucleotides. It is a transcript of the gene DEK, whose product is annotated as DEK proto-oncogene. The coding region runs from base 355 to 1473 and encodes 372 amino acids. Lineage: Eukaryota; Metazoa; Chordata; Aves; Piciformes; Lybiidae. The record is from RefSeq and is a predicted model, not a curated record. The transcript is spliced from 11 exons. Gene Ontology annotation, biological process: chromatin organization; regulation of double-strand break repair. Gene Ontology annotation, cellular component: nucleus. Gene Ontology annotation, molecular function: DNA binding; histone binding.
GGGGCCCUCCCUGCGCGCGCACCCUCCCCUCCCCUCCGGCCACCUCCUGGCGCCCGGCUGGGCUGCGGGCGCUGAUUGGCCGCCGCCUUCCCGCCUCCUUCUCCCCCUCCGAGAACCCGCCAUUUUGAAAAGCUUGUUGAUUCCGGGAGAGAGAGUGGCCGGCUGAGCGGCCGCGGGACGCAGCGCGCCCGCCUUGCGCCGUGUGUGGGUACUUGUGCGCCGGGGCGCAGGCCGGCGCCCGGCUCCGCCCCCUCCCCCGCCUUCCCUUCUCCGGUAACUGUCGUUUCCAGCUGCCGUUGCUCCCGCAGCCGUGUCCGAUAAAGGAGCCAGAAGCUGGGGUUCGAGCUGAGAACCAUGUCUUCUGUUGCUUCAUCAAAAGAAGACACGAUGUCACCUGAAAAAGCAGACGAGAAACAACCUGAAACUGAAAACAAAGCUGAGGAAAGUGAUGAAGAGGAGGAAGAAGAGGAGGAGGAGGAGGAGGAAGAAGAAGAAAAGGAAAAGAGUCUCAUUGUUGAAGGAAAACGGGAGAAGAAGAAGGUAGAUAGACUGACCAUGCAGGUGUCCUCAUUGCAAAAGGAGCCUUUUACAAUUACCCCAGGAAAAGGACAAAAACUCUGUGAAAUUGAAAGGAUACAGUUUUUUCUGAGUAAAAAGAAGACGGAUGAACUUAGGAACCUGCACAAACUUCUGUACAACAGGCCAGGCACUGUUGCUUCCCUGAAGAAGAAUGUGGGUCAGUUCAGCGGAUUCCCAUUUGAAAAAGGAAGUGACCAAUACAAGAAGAAAGAAGAAAUGUUAAAGAGAUUUAGAAAUGCAAUGUUGAAAAGUAUCUGUGAAGUUCUUGACUUGGAAAGAUCAGGAGUGAAUAGUGAGCUGGUAACCAGAAUCUUAAACUUCUUAAUGCACCCAAAAUCUUCAGGCAAGCCUUUGCCUAAGUCCAAAAAAACACCAAGCAAAGGUGGCAAAAAAGAGCGCAGUAGUAGUGGAACAACAAGAAAAGCAAAACGCACCAAGUGUCCAGAGAUCUUAUCAGAUGAGUCCAGUAGUGAAGAAGAUGAAAAGAAGGAAAAGGAUGACUCUUCAGAAGAGAAAGAAAGUGAAGAUGAGCCUCCUAGAAAAGCUUCUAAAGUUUCUAAGCCUAGAAAGAUGACUUCCAAAACCAAGAGAGCUGUGAAGGGUGCAAAUGUGAAAAAGGCAGAUAGCAGCACUACUAAAAAAAAUCAGACCAGUUCCAGAAAAGAAAGUGAGUCUGAUGAUAGUUCAGAUGAUGAGCCUUUAAUUAAAAAGCUGAAGAAACCACCUACAGAUGAAGAAAUUAAGGAAACUGUCAAGAACUUGUUGGCCAAUGCAAACUUGGAGGAAGUCACAAUGAAACAAAUUUGCAAGAAGGUGUACGAAAACUAUCCUAGUUAUGAUUUGUCUGACAGGAAAGACUUCAUUAAAGAAACAGUCAAAGAGUUGAUUUCAUGAUCUGGUUUGACUGUGGGAAAUGAAGAUUCCUGGUUUUUGUGUUCCCGUGGAUUCGAAGAUCUGAUAGGCACCAGCAAAAGGAAUGUGUCUUACUUUUGUGUUAUUUAGUCAGAGCUGAUUCUGCUGAUCUAAUGUUAAGAUUGUUGAUGUAAAUUGCAUUGUGUCUGUUUUUUUUUUUCCUUCAAAACUGCAUUUGAUGCAGUUUUUAGUUGAACAUAGUUAAGUUUUGUGCAUGGCAGUAGAUGUUCCAUUUUUUAUAGGUUUUGUACAUUUUGAAUUGCUUUGUAUAACUAGAUUUAUUAGAACCAUCAUAGCAUUUUAGUGUGGAUUGCUAUUUUGCAGGAGAUUAUUUUAAAAUGAAGUUAAGAUGAAAGCUGCUUAUCUGCACAUACACAUGCAGAGACUGGAGUAUUGCAGUAUUGGUUACAAAGGUAUUUAGGAUACAUGUCUAUUCUGAAAACAACAGGAGUUGGCCACAUGUUAAUGUCUUUUAUAUUCUGAUACCUUUUACAUCUGCAAAAUUAUUCUAAACCUGGGUUACUGUCUUGCAUGUGUAGGCACUGAGAGAACUAUCAAAGCAUGGUAACUAAUUGGCACAUAGAUGUUAUUUUUGUACUUUUUAAAGGCUUUCUGUUGUGUAUAUAAAGUUAUUUUGGAUUUCUUUUGUGCAAAUCAGUUUUCUAAUCUUGUUAUGUUUGAAUUUGACAUGAAAUGUCAGCAGUGAGGCUGUGAUGAAAAGUGGUAUGUAGAAGUUUCAUGAAACCAUGAAUGAGUUGGGGUUUUACAAUGUUUGUCCCAUCUUCUCUUGUACAGAAACUAAACUGUAGUUUUAUACUUAAGCUUUUCAGCAUUUAACUUUGUAAAAAAAAAUGGCUACAGAUGCAUUUGUUUUAAUGGCAUGAUACAGUAAAUGAUCUCUCCAAAAACUUCAGGAAAACUUCUCAAGUUUACUUUUCAACAAAAUCUUAUUUCAGUGUCACUAGCUGGCCUAGCAUUGGCGAGGUGGGUAUCCAGGUUGUACAGCCAGGAAGCUCAAUAGCUUUGAAAGUCCCAAGUUGGGCUUCCAAAUGAGGGCAGCAGUGAAGCGUGUGGUUAAAUUCUUUUCUGUGUGAAAGAGUUCUUCUGAAUCUGAGGCCUGAUGCCACAAGAUACAGUGGUAUUCUAAGCCUGCAGUUUUGAAUUUUAACUCGUAGCUCUUCAGAUACACUCUUUGCAUAAAUUUUUGCUGGUUAGGUUUCUGUUCUCCAUACACCAUCUUGCUAAUAUAGAAAGUUUCUACACUUCAAAUCAUAAAACCAGUAGUUGCCAAAGUAUGGGCUGCCGUUAGUACCACGAGCACAGGAUCCCUCUGAUUGUAGUUUUGCUGGAAAGACAAAGUGUAUUUUUUUGAAUUUUAUUAUUGUACAGUUGAGAAAUAAGGAUUCAUAAAUGAUCUAAAUUCUGUAAAUGUUCAGCCAAUUAGAGACUGUUAAUCUUGGCACACUUUUGGAAUUCCUUUGCGUGUAAUCAUUUAUAAUAUGGCUGAAUGUAAUGGGUUCUUUUUUAUUACUAUUCAAUAAAUGUCUUUCAGAAAAAUGUAAA